UAAUUAAUAUUUUCCGCGGUACGGAGAUUAGCGGAAAAUAAUUGUCUUGUUGAUUCGAGUAGAAAAUUGUAUCCAAUGAAAUUCAUAGUUACGAGUCACGUGGUGACGAGUGUAUGAUUGGUGUUCGAAUAGCACGAGAAAUCAGUUCUAGCCCGUCUUCUUACAAAGACGCAUCAAUCAUGGACGAAUACGGGGAUGCCGGUAUAAGUUCCGAGGUUCAGCAAAUAAUUAGCUCCGAAGUUAAAAAAGCAGUGGAAUCGUCCCAAAAUCAAAUUUUAAGCAGCAUGAAGACUCUGAUAGACAGCAAUUUCAAGAAUUUUCAAUCGUCUAUGGAAACAACACAGAAGGAACUCUCGUCAUCGCAGUUAGCGAAAAUAGAGGAGAACAUUUUUGGCAGUUAUAAGUUUAAACGUCAUGGAAACGAAGCGCAGUACCGGGGAAACGCACAGGUCAUCACUAAGCUGAGGGAAGCAGACGCCAGUUUGGACAGCGCCAACCUUGGCGUUGAAAACAUAAACACCGCCCGGACAAAGAUUGGUGAAGGUAUUGAACUUUUGAAUGAGAGACAGAAAUUGAUAAAAAUAGCUGAUUCUAGUCCUUUAGGGUGGAAGGUAGUAGCUGAAUACCAAGCUAAUCCCAUCGCUGACGAUUCUGACGAUGAAAAAAGAAUAAACAAGGCGCAAAAUAAAGCAGAGAAAAAGGACAAACAACAAAAGGCACAGCGGAAACCAACAAACGACUAUUCAAGGCCACACCCAUACAAGAAAGACAACUCUAGGUCACCUACGGUCAAGCCAGGGACGUGCUAUCGAUGCGGGUUUAAAGGUCACUGGGCGAGAGACUGUAGAAGGAAGCUCAACGAUUCGGCAGAGAUAAGUAUUGUUACAUGUAAUACAUUCAGAAAUUCAGAUAACAAUUCAGUUUCAGAACAAAACUAUUCGAAUUCACGCCUGUCGACGUCGGUCACGGACGAGUGCACUACUAACAAGGUAAGCCCUGUCGGGCAUUUAAAUAGCUGUUUAUCAAGGUGGGUUGAAACAGGUGUGGACAAUUACAUUAGAGAUAUAAUUUCUCAUGGAUAUAAAAUUCCUUUUAAAACAAUUCCAGAAAGUGUCGAAUUAAAAAACAAUAGAUCCUCAUUAGAAAAUGUAGAAUUUGUUUCGUCAGAAAUCGAGUCUUUGUUGGCAAAAAAUUGCAUUUCAGAGGUGAGUACUAAGCCAAGUGUGGUCAAUCCGCUUACUGUUGCAUAUAACAGAUCAGGUAAGCCUAGGUUAGUCCUAGACUGUAGACAUGUGAAUUUUCAUUUGCAUAAAUAUAGGUAUAGAUAUGAGGACGCUGAAGUAGCGAGAGACGUGUUUGAUAUCGGUGAUUUUGUUUUCACAUUUGAUCUUAAGUCAGCAUACCAUCAUAUUUCUAUAUUUGCAGAACACAGGCAGUAUCUGGGCUUUAGCUGGAAUAUCAAUGGUCGGCAAAAGUACUAUGUAUUCAAUGUUCUGCCUUUUGGUUUAUCUACAGCUGGUUACAUUUUUUCAAAAGUUACUAGGCAUUUUGUUAAGUACAUGAGGUCCAAUAAUGUCAAAAUUGUCAUGUAUUUGGAUGACGGUUUGGGAGGCAGUUCUUCACAGUCGGACGCUUUUAGAGUCAGUUGUUUUGUCAGGGAUGAGUUACAAAAGUUUGGAUUUUUGUUAGCUCAUGAAAAAUGUCAGUGGUUUCCGUCUCAAAACGUGAAUUGGUUAGGUUUAGAAUGGGAUUUUCAGAACGGGUUUGUCAGGGUGUCUCGGGAGAGGAUAAGUAGGACAAUGUCUUUAGUAAAUGAUAUUUUGAUCAAAUCAAAGCGUUCAAAUAUGUUUUGUGUUAGACUUAUUGCAUGUCUGACGGGUCAGAUCAUAAGUAUGAAAGCUGUUUUUGGAAAUGUAGUCCGGAUUAUGACUAGAUUUUUAUAUUUUUGUGUAGAGACGAGGGCUAGUUGGAAUAGCAAAGUAUUGUUGUCAGAAAAUGCAAUUCAGGAAGUUUUGUUUUGGUCAGAAAGCAUAAAGUCAUUGAACUGUAGCGGUGCAUUGUUUAGAAACAUUGAUUUAUCAGAAACGAGAGAUUUUGAAUUAUUCAGUGACGCAUCAGAUGUAGGUUAUGGGGGUUAUAUUAACCCAACAGUUCAGCGUUCAGACAAGAGUUCCUCACAGCAGGGUGGGGAUAUAGUCCUACAGAAGGACAGAGUUACUGUGUCUGGUUCUUGGAGCCAGAGGGAAUGCAAUAAGAGUUCUACUUGGCGAGAAUUAGAAUCAGUUCAUAGAAUAAUAAACACGCAUUCAGAUGACUUAAAAGGUUUGUCUCUGGUUGUUUACAGUGACAACAAAAAUGUGUCUCAUAUUUUAGAGGUUGGCAGUAAGAAAGAGAAUUUGCAAUUAAUUGCUUCUGAUAUUUUUCAGUCAUGUAGUUACAACAAAAUUACAUUGAUUCCAAAAUGGAUCCCGAGAUCGGAAAAUCAAGAAGCUGAUUUGAUCAGUAGGCAGACUGAUAGAGAUGAUUGGGACAUCGGGAUACGACAAAAAAUAAUUGAUGACGUAGUCAGAAGCGGAGCCGGAAAUAACGACAUUUUGAACGAUUUGGCAUACAAGAUGUCCGACUAUAUUCUUCAGGGGAAGAGUUUUAACACAACGAAAUCUUACCAUAGUAGUUUUAAAAGAUGGAAAAAUUUCAUUCAAAAAGAAGGAUUUGAGUGUUUACCCGCACAACCUGUUCACGUCGCAUUGUAUAUUACACAAUUAUUGGAUCAAGGUUCAUCUUCUCAUGUGGUCAAUCACGCAAUCUAUUCUUUAAAGUGGGCUCACGAAUUACAUGGAUUUGCCGAUCCUACCAGCAAUUCUUAUGUCAAGUGUCUACAAGAGGCGGCCAAGCGCAUCGCAACUCCCAAAGUAACCAGAAAGGACCCUGUCUCAUCUGAUAUAUUGAUUCGUUUGUGCAAUUUAUAUAUCGAAUCUACGGAUGUGCUGAUCGUAAGAGACUUGGCCAUGAUUUUGUUGAGUUUUGCCGCUUUUUUGCGUUAUGACGAAGUAAGUAGCCUAAAAUGUUGUGACGUAAAAUUUGUUGAUGAUUAUUUAUGUGUGUACAUUAAUAAAAGUAAAACUGACCAAUACCGGCAAGGAAACGAGGUGUUGGUCGCAAAUGGUUCCACAAGUGCUUGUCCUGUGAAAAUGUUGCAAAAAUAUGUUAUGUUGGCAGAUAUUAAUUUGUUAUCUUCAGAAUUUUUAUUUAAGCCAGUUUUCAGAUCACAUGGUAUUGCAAAGUUGAUAUAUAAAAACAAAAAGAUUAGUUACACUACUGCAAGGGAAAACAUUAUUUCCAGGCUCAAAGAGGUCAGUUCUGGUUUAAAUUUAGGUUUACAUUCGCUUCGAUCAGGCGGAGCUACAGCUGCAGUCGGUUCAAAUGUAAACGAAAGGUGUAUUAAAAGACACGGGCGCUGGAAGUGCGAUUCUAGUAAGGACAUGUAUGUUGUAGAUCAGUUAGAAAACCGAUUGGCAGUUUCCAGAAAAUUGGGGUUAUGAUUAUCAUAAAGUUUUUCACAUUUUGGUUUUGAAUUUGUUAUCAAAUGUAUGUUAUAUUUUGUUUUUUCCCUGAUUCAUUUCGUCGCCUCACCCUAACUUUGGUGUUUUUCUAUGCAUUCUGGGCUAGUCGGCAAAUAUAUAUUUGCUUGUCAUUUUUGUAAGAAUAGAUAAGACUUAAUAUUUUCCGCGGUACGGAGAUUAGCGGAAAAUAAUUGUCUUGUUGAUUCGAGUAGAAAAUUGUAUCCAAUGAAAUUCAUAGUUACGAGUCACGUGGUGACGAGUGUAUGAUUGGUGUUCGAAUAGCACGAGAAAUCAGUUCUAGCCCGUCUUCUUACAAAGACGCAUCAAAUUUACAUCAAUAAAAAAUUGUUAUUUUUUAUUUUUUAUUAUA
Molecule: messenger RNA, 3933 nt
Organism: Magallana angulata
Lineage: Eukaryota; Metazoa; Mollusca; Bivalvia; Ostreida; Ostreidae
Exons: 2
Coding region: 114-3542 (1142 amino acids)
Biological process (GO): DNA recombination; DNA integration
Molecular function (GO): zinc ion binding; DNA binding
Source: RefSeq, a predicted model, not a curated record